AUGCUGCUGCAGCUGCGUGACAGCUUCCUGGCCGACCAUCUGGGCAGGAAGGUCCUGGUGCACGCCCAGACGCGCGCCGUUGCGGCCUCCGCCAUCCAGGUGAUUCUCUUCCAGCUGAGCCACACCGCCAAUGCCGAGACCUCGCUGGAGGCGAGCCAGUGGCAGUACCUCGAUAACAAGGGCAGGAAGCACGGUCCCUACCCGCUGUCCAAGAUGGUGAUCUGGGCCGGGAAGAAGGCGUUCCCCAGCGAGACCAUGCCCGUGCAGCACUCGGGCCUGCGCUGCUGGAUCCCGCUGUGGACCCUCAGCAUGGUUGCGGGCCAGGCUGCAGAGGCAGGCGCAUCGGAGGAGGAGGCCAUGGACUGGGAGUCCAUGGCCGCUGAGCUGAAGAAGGAGCGCUCGGCGGGCCGCCUGCUGCUAGCGCUGGCCGCCGCCGCCGACCCGCCCUCGGCUGCCCGCGAGUCGCGGUCGCUGGAGGUGCAGGCCCUGGUGCCCUGGAUCGUGCUGAACGAGCUGGACCGGCUCAAGUCCAGCCCCGACGGGGGCAAGGCCGCGGCGGCGGCACAUGCGCUGCAGCGCCUGCGCCUGCUGCUCAUGACCCGGGACGCCGGCAUCCGGGGCCAGACGGCGGCCGAGCACGCCGCCGCCAUGGCGGCUGCGGGGGAGGCGGGGGCCGGCGCAAAGGACAGCAUCAGCAACGACACCGCCAUCAUCCAGAGCUGCCUGUACUAUGCAUCCCAGCUGUCGUUGAGUUGCCAGGAGAACGCUCGAGUCUUGCUGCUGAGCAAUGAUGUGGGCCUGGGGGUGCGGGCAGGCGUCAGUGGCGUCCUCUGCUUCACCGCAACACGCUUCCCGCGGAGUCGGCAUGCUCUACUCCAGGUACUCGACGGGCAUGGCCCGCCGGCCCCCGCUGCCGAGGCGCUCGAGCAGGAAAGGGAGAAGCUGGCGCGCCUGCAGCGGCAGGGGGAGAGGGAGCGGGGCAUGCAGUUCGAUGCCGCCCCGCCCCCGCAGCGGCAAGGUGCGCCGUCGCUGGCGAGCCACGAGUCCACGCUGUCCUCCCGAGCGCUGGAGUCGGCGCACGCCCGGGCGCUGCGCGAGCAGCAGGAGCUGAGUCUGCGGCUGACCAUGCAGGCCGCGCUGCGCGGGUCCGCGGGCUUCAGCUGGGCGGACGACGACGAGUCGCCGUCGGGCGCGGCGGCCAGCGCCGCGCAGCAUGGGUUAGGGGGCCACGCCUCCCUGUUGUCGCAGCAGGCGCAGGCGCUGGCGCACGCAGAGGGGCUUCGCCGCGCCGGCCAGCCGCCGCCGGCUGCCGCCGUCGAGGCGCAGAAGCAGGCGCAGCUGAGGCAGCUCAACAUGCUGCUGCAGGCGAUGCAUCGGGAGCGCAUCGGUGGCGAGGCGACCCCCGCAGCCCCUGCGCAGGCUUCAUAA
Messenger RNA from Auxenochlorella protothecoides, 1428 nucleotides. RefSeq lists its product as hypothetical. The record is from RefSeq and is a predicted model, not a curated record. Bases 1 to 1428 code for a protein of 475 amino acids. The transcript is spliced from 8 exons. Gene Ontology annotation, molecular function: protein binding. Gene Ontology annotation, cellular component: nucleus. NCBI's taxonomy places the organism in Eukaryota, Viridiplantae, Chlorophyta, Trebouxiophyceae, Chlorellales, Chlorellaceae.